Messenger RNA from Symbiodinium sp. CCMP2592, 414 nucleotides. Lineage: Eukaryota; Dinophyceae; Suessiales; Symbiodiniaceae. The record is from the annotation of a GenBank genome assembly.
AUGAAGGGAGCUGUGAAGGCGACACUCGACCGAGUUGGCUUCGAGAAAGUGGGCUUCGACAUGAAGUGUUUCGGUGCCUCUGGGCGGUACUCAGAAAUGAAGUAUCCCAGGGCACAGGAGGAACCUUUUCUGAAGGCAGCGGUCUCCGAGAUUACGGGGACUUAUGGCUUCGCAGUCGUCGACACCGUGACAUUGCGGCACAGGCGAAACCUGUUCACCUGCGACAUCGGUGCCGCCUUGGAUGCCAUCGCCAAGAAGCUUGCUGACCAGGACUUGGAUGAGUGGUUUACCAAUCUCCAGGAGCCUGCCAUUUGCCUCCCCAAGAAGAAAAGACGCAUCGUGGAGGAUUUCAGUUUUGAGGCAGAUGAGUUUUUUGUGACACGCCCGGUGCCUACUCCUCCACCAGUGGCAUAG